AUGUGCAGCUCCCUGCUGCAGCCGCUGCAGCCGUACCUGACCGGCACUCUGUCGCGUUGGCUGAACUUCCCGGUCAGUGGGUCCCUGGAGGAUGACGCCUACAAGGCGACUAAUAUACUGCGCACCUUCAUGGCAGCUUCCCGCCUGGAGCCCGAGCGGCAGCUGCCGGCCAGCGUGCUGCGGGGCGCGCGGGGGCUGGCGCUGAUGUCGGUGCUGAGGGUCGGCGCGGGCUGGUCCGCGACCGUCGGGACAGGCCUCGUCGUGUCGCGCCAGCUGGACGGCUCCUGGUCCCCGCCCUGCGCCGCGGCCUGCUACGGCGUCGGCUGGGGCGCGCAGAUCGGCGGCGAGAGCCCGUUUGAACACCCCCACCGCUGA
Monoraphidium neglectum is the source of this 375-nucleotide messenger RNA. Its product is annotated as SH3 domain-containing protein. The transcript has 4 exons. The record is from RefSeq and is a predicted model, not a curated record. Lineage: Eukaryota; Viridiplantae; Chlorophyta; Chlorophyceae; Sphaeropleales; Selenastraceae. Gene Ontology annotation, molecular function: phosphatidylinositol binding. Bases 1 to 375 code for a protein of 124 amino acids.